AUGAAGCGGGUUCUCCUCACGUCGUCUCAGGUCUCCAUCAUCUUGACGGGCAUUGUCAUCUUCUUGUGUACCUUGGCGCUCUUCCUCAGCGGCUACGUGAUACAGCAACGAACAGUCAACGACCUGCGCGAGGCCAUCCGACCGCGGCCUCGGCCCGUGACGAAGCCGCACCUGCCGGCGCGCUUCAAGUCACGCAUCACCGAGCUCGACGACGGCUCCAUCGUCUUCUACGAGAGCGAGGCGGACGAGGAGGCACGGCAGGAGCGGCAGCACAUUGAGAUCCGCGAGACCAAGCCCGAGCCCGGGCCUGAGCCCGAAGAGGUGCGCGCCCGCCAAGAGGAGGAGAUGAGCAGGGCGACGCAGAAACAGCGGCAGAUGCUGCGGGACAUCCAGAGCAAGGUCGCGCAGCAGUCGUGGGCGGUGGAGAACCCAGACCCGUGGGCGAAGAGCAAGGUGCCCGUGGAUGCGGUAGAGCGCCGUCAAAUGAUUAGGGAUGAAUUGAAGCGCCUCUCUACGAGCGACGGGCCGGUUCCCUGGUCGAAGCGCAUUUGGUACUAA
Molecule: messenger RNA, 558 nt
Organism: Cordyceps fumosorosea ARSEF 2679
Lineage: Eukaryota; Fungi; Ascomycota; Sordariomycetes; Hypocreales; Cordycipitaceae
Exons: 2
Coding region: 1-558 (185 amino acids)
Source: RefSeq, a predicted model, not a curated record